Messenger RNA from Lodderomyces pseudojiufengensis, 723 nucleotides. RefSeq names its product mitochondrial 54S ribosomal protein mL67. The transcript has a single exon. Gene Ontology annotation, cellular component: mitochondrial large ribosomal subunit; nucleus. The record is from RefSeq and is a predicted model, not a curated record. Bases 1 to 723 code for a protein of 240 amino acids. Lineage: Eukaryota; Fungi; Ascomycota; Pichiomycetes; Serinales; Debaryomycetaceae. Gene Ontology annotation, biological process: DNA recombination; positive regulation of mitochondrial DNA replication. Gene Ontology annotation, molecular function: single-stranded DNA binding; DNA strand exchange activity; structural constituent of ribosome.
AUGCCCAUGCGCUUAAGAGCUGAAAAGCGAAUGAGAAAGUUGCUCAUUGAGCAGUUAAAAGAACGUAAACAGGACGGUGCAAGAAUAGCUCAAGGCUUUAAAACAGAGAAGGAUUUAAUAAAUUUGAACCUAGGACCACAAGUGUUUAUCUUUAAAAAUCUAUUUAGUGGCCAAAUAUUGUACUCACAAGUACCUGCAUAUCAUCAAGAACAAAUUGAUCAACAAUUCAUAAACCCAAAUUGGGAAAAUAGAAAACCUUCAAGAAGACAAGAUUUGUGGAAGAUUAUGUGUGUUGCCAAUUUCGAUAACUAUGAAUAUGCAACCGCAGCAUACAAAGGAUUAUUAGACCUUAGAAGAGUAAGAGAUAUAAAACAGAAAAAGAGUGCAAAUGAAUUAAGAAGAAAAAAUGGAGACGGAAAUAUAUGGUUUUCUGGACAGUAUAGACCAACGUAUUCACAAGAAGCAGUUGCUGAUUUGGCGCACGUAAUUGAUCAAUUUGAUUUGGAAAAUACUCGAUUAUUAUGGGAAAACGAAUGGAGAAGAGGAGAUGACAAAUAUUGGAGGACGGACUUAGUGGAACAUGAAACUUUACCAACUUAUAGUCCUAAACAUCAAACUGUAUUGCUAGAUGUAAUAAGAGCAAAAGCAGUAGAAGCAUUCGCUAAUGAAAGAAAGAGUCAGGAAUCAGGGACCAAUGAAGAAUCUGGGCCUGUGAUAGCGUGA